UUUUUCUGUGCCAUGGGGAGAAGAGAGCACUGGCAGCAGAAUCAUGUCUGCCUCCGACUCGAGUGCUACAGGACUGAUCAACAAGGGUUCAGCCGAUUCCUACACUAGUCGACCCUCUGAUUCCGACCUGUCCCUGGAGGAAGACCAGGAGGCGUCUCGGCGUGAAGCCGAGCGCCAGGCUCAGCUGCAGCUAGAAAGAGCCAAGUCCAAGCCCGUAGCAUUUGCAGUGAAAACCAAUGUGAGUUACUGUGGGGCCCUUGAUGACGAUUGUCCAGUCCAAGGCGCGGCUAUUAACUUUGAAACCAAAGACUUUCUGCACAUAAAAGAGAAAUAUAACAAUGACUGGUGGAUUGGUCGGCUGGUGAAAGAAGGGGCAGACAUCACGUUCAUCCCAAGCCCUGUGAAACUGGAGGCCAUGAGAAUAAAACAAGAACAAAAAGCAGCUGCCAGGAAAGGAGGAAACGCAUCAUCGGGAGGCUGGAGGUCCACCCCUCCAUCUGCAGCCAAACAGAAGCAGAAACAGACGGAGCAUGUUCCUCCCUAUGACGUGGUUCCCUCCAUGAGGCCGGUGGUGCUGGUGGGCCCUUCACUGAAAGGCUACGAGGUGACCGACAUGAUGCAGAAAGCCUUGUUUGACUUCCUAAAGCACAGAUUUGACGGCAGGAUCACUAUUACACGGGUGACUGCUGAUCUGUCUCUAGCGAAGCGAUCGGUGCUGAACAAGAAGGCCAUAAUGGAGAGAUCCAACACUCGCUCUAGUCUGGCUGAGGUCCAAAGCGAGAUAGAGAGGAUCUUUGAGUUGGCAAAGUCUCUUCAGCUGGUCGUCCUGGAUGCAGAUACCAUCAACCAUCCAGCCCAGCUCCUCAAAACGUCUCUGGCUCCCAUCAUCGUCUAUGUUAAAGUCUCCUCACCCAAAGUUCUUCAGAGGCUGGUAAAGUCUCGAGGGAAGUCCCAAAGCAAGCACCUCAAUGUCCAGAUGAUGGCUGGGGACAAGCUGGCUCAGGUGUCUCCCGAGAUGUUUGAUGUAAUCCUGGAUGAGAAUCAGCUUGAAGAGGCAUGUGACCACCUAGCAGAGUACCUGGAAAUUUACUGGCGAGCUACACAUCUACCUUGUUCUGCCCCGAUUAACCCAAUACAGGACCAAAAUCUGGUCACCCCACCUUCAGCUAACUCCAGCCAGCAGUUUUCAGAGACUCAAGAGUUGAUAGAAUGAUCCCAGUCCCAGAUG
This is a messenger RNA of Fundulus heteroclitus (mummichog), 1228 nucleotides long. It is a transcript of the gene cacnb3b, whose product is annotated as calcium channel, voltage-dependent, beta 3b. NCBI's taxonomy places the organism in Eukaryota, Metazoa, Chordata, Actinopteri, Cyprinodontiformes, Fundulidae. Gene Ontology annotation, cellular component: voltage-gated calcium channel complex. Gene Ontology annotation, biological process: regulation of voltage-gated calcium channel activity; neuromuscular junction development; chemical synaptic transmission. The record is from RefSeq and is a predicted model, not a curated record. Gene Ontology annotation, molecular function: protein binding; high voltage-gated calcium channel activity.